AUGACUGUCAUACACGACUCAUGCGAUCAGUUUGGGAAAUCACCAGUUUAUGUCUCCUUCUCCGGUUCUGGUUUCUUGGCAACAUAUCAGCUCGGUGCAGUUCAGUGUCUUUUGGACAAUGCGCCGUGGGUACUGCAAAGUGCACCACGGGUCUACGGCGCAUCUGCAGGAUCAAUAGUGGCUGCAGCUGUGGUUUGCGGCUCGAGCAUGGAUUCUGUGAAGGAUGAGCUGGUGGAAUUUGCGAAAUUUGCAAAGCAGCAUGCCCUUGGUCCGCUGCAUCCCAACGUGAACGUGUUGAAAUGGCUAGAAUGCACACUCCGUCGGUUCCUGUCCGAGGAUGCGCACCGUCUUGCGAACGGCCGCUUGCACAUCUCAAUGACACGUAUUCCGGAUGGCAAGAACAUUCUAGUUUCUGAGUUUCAGUCUAAAGAUGAUCUCAUCAAAGCCCUGUUGUGUAGCUGUUUUGUUCCUGUGUAUUGUGGGGUUUCCCCUCCAUCUUACAAAGGAGUGCACUACAUUGACGGAGGGCUCACCAACAUUCAGCCCAUCCAUGACACCUCCCACACUCUCACCAUUUCUCCGUUUGCUGGAGAGGUGGACAUCUGCCCAUCUGAUAAAGCCUCCAUCCUCUGUGACCUGGUCAUCAAUGGGUUCUCUAUGCAACUCACACUACCCAACGUCUUCAGAGUGUCUGAUGCCCUAUUCCCACGUGACUGGAGGGUGCUGAGUAAGGCAUACAACAAUGGAUAUCGGGAUGCCUUUCACUACUUAAACGAAAGCUACUCCUGCUGUGCUGGGGCGCUGUGGUCUGGAGAGUGGACAGACUCUCAGACUGUGGAGGACGGGGAAAUGGGUGAAGAGACGGAGAAGUCCAGUACAGUGAUAGCCUCUCAGCAGGAAGAGGUUUCUAAAGAGGUCUGCCCACAAGUGGAAGACUCCUCCUGGAGGAGUUCUGUCUUUCUGGGUCAGUCAAGCUAUAAAAACCCUGAACAACAGAUCCCUGGGGCGUUGUUGUGGAACUACAUGGUACACCUGCAGAUGAUGGGUAUCCUGAGUCUCUACCUUCCACCCAAGAUGAUAUCAUAUCUGCUCCUCCCAAUUUCCUUGACUGUCUUCAUCAUCACUACAUUCACUAAUAGCUUUCAGCUCUGGUGUGUUGAAGCUCUGGUGAUUGCUUACUGGCUGUGGCAGGAUGCCAAACAUGUUUUAAUCUUCUUCAUCAGCAUCGUGACCUCCAGCUUACAGCGCGGUUUAGGCAACAGGCUGCCCCUGUUGUUCCUCAUCCCAACGCUGCAGGCCCAGAGUAAAUACAGACUUGAGGGGGAGCACUAA
Molecule: messenger RNA, 1332 nt
Organism: Chanos chanos (milkfish)
Lineage: Eukaryota; Metazoa; Chordata; Actinopteri; Gonorynchiformes; Chanidae
Gene: pnpla1
Product: patatin-like phospholipase domain containing 1
Exons: 9
Coding region: 1-1332 (443 amino acids)
Biological process (GO): triglyceride catabolic process; lipid homeostasis
Cellular component (GO): membrane; lipid droplet; cytoplasm
Molecular function (GO): triacylglycerol lipase activity
Source: RefSeq, a predicted model, not a curated record